AUGCUUUCUGAUGAUGAAAUCCUAGGAAUACUCUACCUGCAACUUACUGGAAUGGGAGUCUUAGGGAACUGUUUCCUCCUAUUCUUGUAUAGCUAUAAUUUCCUUACUGGUAUUAAAACUAAAACCAUUAAGAUAAUUGUCACCCACUUGGCCUUUUCUAACACAAUGUUGCUCCUCUUCAGAGGAAUCCCUACCACAGCAAGGGUAUGGGGGGUCAAAUGUUUCCUGGAUGGUCUUGGCAUUCGCAUAAUAACUUACCUACAGAUAUUGCCCCGUGGUAUUUCCCUUGGUAUCACCUGCCUACUGAAUUCUUUCCAAGCCAUUACCCUGACUCCCAAUGGCUCCAUCUGGGCAGAGCUCAAAACUAGAGCUCCAAAAUGUAUCACUCCCUGCAUUCUUCUCAUCUGGAUCUUCAAUAUUCUAGUUAACAUAGUUGGGUUUGUAUUCCUCACUGGCCCAAAGAAUAGCACAGAGAGUAAACAUGGAUGCAACAUGGGAUAUAGAUCUCUGGAUAUGUAUAACACAGAUCAUUUAAUAAUUAUAAUUGCAACAUUUAUCCAUGAUGCAAUUCUUGUAUGUCUCAUGGCCUGUUCCAGUGGCUACAUGGUUUUUAUCCUAUACAGACACAACCAGUUAAUCAAGUAUAUUCAUAGCACCAGCCUCUGCCGAAAAAUAUCCCAUGAAACCCGAGCUACCAAAGCCAUUCUGCUUUUAGUAGGUACAUUUAUUUUCUUUAAUGCACCAAGUCCUAUUUUUAUUCUUUAUAUGUUCUAUUUUAAAGAAGGAAGUGUCUGGGCUAUACAUGCCUCUGCCCUUCUUUCCCUAUGUUACCCAGCAGUCAACCCUUUCAUACUGAUCAGCAUUGACACCCAUAUGCCCAAGGUUUGUUGUGUCCACUGA
Dromiciops gliroides (monito del monte) is the source of this 900-nucleotide messenger RNA. RefSeq names its product vomeronasal type-1 receptor 3-like. The record is from RefSeq and is a predicted model, not a curated record. Gene Ontology annotation, biological process: G protein-coupled receptor signaling pathway. The transcript has a single exon. The coding region runs from base 1 to 900 and encodes 299 amino acids. Gene Ontology annotation, cellular component: membrane. Lineage: Eukaryota; Metazoa; Chordata; Mammalia; Microbiotheria; Microbiotheriidae. Gene Ontology annotation, molecular function: pheromone receptor activity.